AUGGACUCUCGUUAUCCAAGGCUGCCAUCGAAAACAAUAUGUCUUCCUGAUUUCCAGCAACCGCAGAGUUGGGCUGAUUAUUUCGGUGCUCGAGCAAGGACGUAUUUUGUUCCACAGCAGACUGGGAUUUACCGCUUCAUGCUUUGUGAGGGCAUUUAUUUUGAUUCUAAAAAUUUGUACCUUAGUCCUUAUUAGGCAUGCAAGAAAGAGGAGGUUAGUUUCAGAAAAAAAGAGAUAAGGAGGACAAAGGUCAAUGGGGUUACGGUUGAUCAAAGUCUUUGGAGACAAGCACGGCGGUAGAUCGGUGAAUACUCAACAGUGCAACUGAACAUACCAAACUGAUUCGUAUUAUUGGGGUGUUUGACCAAUGAAGGGGUUUGAUCCAGAAGGGCAAAUGUUAUCCAGUCUGCAUAACAGGCGCUGUAUAAGCCAAGCGAGUCGAACGCAGCUUUUUGCGCUUCACGCUCUUGCCGUGUUCGCCUCCCAUGGCUGAUAAAGCGCCUGCUCUGCAGGCUAAUGUUAUCGAAAUGCUACGCAAUGGAAUUGUAAUUAUUAGACAUGCGCUUACUGAAAGUCAGAACUGGCGCGCGAUCGAACUGGUUAUUUUGAAAUUAAAAAAUUCUAGGUUUUUCUCGAAAUUUUCCCAAAACCUACCAAUGCCGAAUAUACCCUUGAUGAAUAGGUUGAUUUGGUUGAAUAGUCUUGAUUGAUAGAGCCUAGGGAUUCUCUUUACUACUGUAGCGGUCUGGUCGGCCGUUUCUAACAAUGAAAAGCGCCCUCUAAUUUUCAUCUUACUGGCACAUAGACGAACGGCUGAAUUUCAACAACCAUGUAGCUUCAAUAUGCAAAAAGACAAGCGAGCGGAUCGCAGUCAUUAGUCGCUUUAGAAAGUUGUUAAGCAUCCAAACUAAACUCACGCUAUAUAAGGCUUAUAUUUUACCUCAUUUCACCUAUUGUUCCACAGUGUGGAUGCACUGUGGAAAAACGGCAUCAGACAAACUUGAAAAACUGAACAAGCGGGCUCUAAGAUUAAUUUUUAAUGACAAUGCUAAUACUUAUGCUACUCUACUGGAAACAGCAAACAUGCCUUCUCUGCACGAAAGGAGAGUCCAGGACAUGUGUAUUCUUAUCUAUGAAGUCAUUCAUGGAAUAACACCUACUCCACUUCGCAAUCUGCUGACGCUUAGAAGUAAAUCACGUAAUUUACGGGGCGAAUUGAUUCUUGUACAACCCUGAGUUAUCACCACUAAGUAUGGACUAAACACCUUUAGGUACUACGGACCAAAAAUCUGGAACUCUCUAAAUGAUGAACUAAGAACUUCUCCGAACCUUAAAAAAUUUGUAACACGCAUCAGAAAGAUCACCUUUGACGCAUGUAACUGCUCUUUAUGUAACUGUUAGACUAUCGUUAAUAUUGUACCUUUUAGAGUCAUUAUCUGUAAACAAUAUCGCAUUAUGAUGUAAAUAGUUUAAAUUCAGUUCAUUUCUUCUUUGUUUGUUUUUAACCUCGACUCAUUAGCUACUUAAGCUAGGAGCCUAAUAAGCUCCAGACCCUCGAGUAUAAAUAAAGUUUUCAGUUUUUCAGUUUUUCUCCCCUUCCAAUGGUUUUUUACUAGCGACCAACGAAUUUUCAUGUUUACACUUUCCCCUAGUCCCUGUACGGCGUUCUCCAUGGCCUUCUCAGUCAAUAGGGACUAUGCAAAUAUGUCGCAAAUAUUUAAAUACUGGGGAGUAAAUAUAUGGCAAACAUAGUAAAAGUUGUGCAAAUCCAUUUUUUCGUGCACGGUGUAUAACGUGUGCAUGUAAUUUCUCUCAGCAUCAGAUGCCGGUAGUGAGCUUCAUAUUAGUACCAAUGAGAAACCUGUUCACCUUUCGCUGAUUGCGUCGGUUGAGGGAGGAUUUCCAACUCAACCAUAUGAGUUUGAUAGGUGAGUUGAAAGAUGUUUUGUACUAGCCUGCGUAGAACUCGCUUGAAAUUAAUGGGCGCAAGAAAGAUUAUUUGGCCUUGACGGGUAUGUGCCGCUGAACAGGUUAUGGUUUUCAGGGUCUUGAGUCUUAAACAGGGUAUAUAGUUUCAAAAUUUAGCGUCUUGAACGGGAUGUCUUUUAGGAUAAAAAGCCUUUAAAAAGGUGUGAAUGGUGGCGAUGAGUUGUGUACAUGGUAUCAACGGGAAUGUUUUUUUUUUCCAAAAAGUCUCAUUCCAAGAUGUUUGUUUAAAAAAUGGUUUGAUAAUGUGUACGGAACGAUAUUAAUAAUAAUAAUAAUAAUAAUAAUGAUUUGGAGGUAGCACAUUUACAAAGUGGUUCUUCGUCUACCCUACCCAGGGUCUUAAGUAAGGUCUCUUGUCUUAAACAGGGUAGCCAGAGGAAUGAUUUUUGUCUAAAACAGAACUAAACACUGCAAACAGUAAACAGUGUACAAUUGAAAUAAUCAGGUCUGAUGCUCGCUCGUGCAGUUUGAACUCCGUGGUGCACUUUAUUAAUAUAUAGAUUUAUCCAGGGCAAAAAACGAAGCUCCUAUUAACUCGAAUUUAUAAUUUAAAUCAAACAAUAAACUUGCAAUUGUAUUUUACAAAUCAGUUAACUUUAGAGCACAUUCAUGUGACUUUUGAGGGAAAGGCUAAGUGAUUUUAGAGAAAAAUAAUUUGCAAACAGUCCAAGCUAAGAGUGAACUUAAUCUUACAUCGAGUUGAUAGCCUUGUACACCCCAAAAAUAGCAAUCAUCUUCGAUCACAUUCAAGAGCCAUAAAAAUGGCUCUUGCUCACAUUAGAUUAGGCCUGGAAAACAAAUUCUCGGAAAACAAAUCAGGCCCAAUUUUUUGAGCUCGACAAGUUUACAAUUUAUUUUACAAAAUCUUGCUAACAAGUCUGGGGACGUGUAAACCAACUUUUUAUACUUUUUAUACAUCAUCUGAGGUGAAACAGUACCAUGAGGCAUUGCUUUUACAGACCUCGGACAGAUCACAAUUUUGCAAUACAAAUUGUACUCAUUCAACAUUCAGGUCGAUCGAAGCACGCGUGGGCUUUUACCGAAACCGUUAAAAAAAUUUCUCAAAUCACCUAUACGGCUUGCCGGUUCUCACUUUUGACAAGCGCCAAAGUCGACAGUUUAAAUCAAGAUUAAUAGAGUUAUACGCUUUAACAUGUUAAAAAAUUUAUUAUGUUUAUUUCUUUAUCUAACGGUUUUAUAACUAUGUGUAAUCUUCAAAAGCGUUUGAUACACGCAGCAUUUUGACUACUCCUGCAAGCGAUGUUCGUGAGCGACUGAAAACAAACGGCACAGCGAUUAAAAUUGCAAAAGAGACUACUAACAACCAAUAAAAGGAUAAUAAUUCGGUGAAACAUAUACAGAGACAACAAUUUUCAUUCACGAAGACAAGUAAAAAGUGUCUCUGAAAAUCCUUGUUUAUGUUUUAAGCCGGCUUCCCGGCGUUUGCUUUUUUCGAAGAUGAACUCGAGGCAAGAAAAUCGCUCAAAGCUUUCUUUUACAGCCAGAAUUAUAACUAAAUAUUCUUUGGAACGUUUUCUUUUUAUUUGCAGUGAGAAAAUGUCUAAAGGCUUUUUAAAGUUCUAUAAGCUUAUAAUCAAACCUGAUACUUGGUCAGAUCGAUCAUUGUCUUAAAUCUUACAAACGUGCAUAAACUAAAUAGCCGCAUAGACUACGCCCGACUUCAUUAAAUCAGAUAUAAAAAACAAACAUUAAAUACAAUAAUUACUCAGGCUUACCAUUCGAGAUGCUCUGAAAACUAUCAAGUAAGGCCAGAAUCGCUUCAGACUUUUCAACCCUCUUACGCAUUAAGCAAGGUAAAAAACGAAAACGAUGCCAUCCGAAUUCGGAUUUCCGACUUUGACAAGCGACGUAUUUCUCAACCAAAAACCCAAUAAACAAACUAGCUAUGAAUAACAGAAGACUCUUGAUAGGAGCAGAAUUUCAUUUUGUACAUUCAGCGGAGAAAGACAGUUAAAAACAUCUCAAGUUGACACAAAACUCUGUCAGCUUCAGCUGUCAAAGUAAACAAGUUUCAAGAUGCUGCAUAAAUUUGCCGCAUGAACUCACCUGUCAAAUUUUGACCAAUCAGAGCAUAAAAAUUGGACGUAGAGCGUGGCCAACGCGUGACCUUGGUGAGAAAAGUCAAAAGCAACUGGCAUGUCUUCCCUGCCUGCAAAAACUGGCUGAAUUUUAGCUUCCGAGGUCAGUUUGAAAUCAAAAUUUUAAUUGUGGGACACAUAUAAAUUUAAAAAAAUUAAACUUGAGCCUGCGAUCAUUUGAAAACUAGUAACUUGUCAGCGGAUAACUUCAAAAAGAUACUCGACCUCGAUGGGUCGACACCUGAGCCCGCGAUACGGUCAGGUGAUACUGGUCAGCGGAUACUCUACAGCUGUCAAUUGAUCACAACAUUGAUGUACAAUAUGUGUGCAAUAUCAGUCUUCCUGUGCUACCAAACUAGCUAGAAAGUGUGAGAUUGAACAUUGGUUUUCCUGUGGUGCGGACGGACGGGCGGGCUGCGGGCGGUGUACGGUCACGUGAUUAACAAAUUUUCUCGGAUGGGUAGAUUUACUUACCCAUGGUGCUCCGCAGGCGCGCUUCGCGCGCCAGAGCUCCGCUAUAAGUCAAUACUUAUUUGGCACAGCGGUCUACAUGUGUGUUACCCGACAAUUUUUUCAAAGAAUCUAAUUCCAUGAUGUUGGUUUGAAAAAUUACUUUAUUCUGUGUGUGGAAACGAAAUGGAUGAGGGUCAUGAAAUUAGGUCUCUUGUCUGAAACAGUGUAGUGAAAUGGCGGCACACCUCUUUCCGAACGUCCCUUGAGUGACCCCGGGUCAAUUUAUGUAGGUUUUCACCCGGGGUGGGGAGGGGGGACUCCGCAUAUGAAAGGGGUGGGGAUGCUCGUCGGAAAUGUUGACUUAAACCCUAAGGGAGACCGAUCUGGGCGUGGUCCAAGCUUUUUUUGACCCCUAAAAGAGACCAUGUUAAAACACAGACAAUAUAUAUAUUUUUAUUUUUUUCGCGUGCAACCCUAAACGAGACCUUCACGGCUAAAUAUGAUGGCGUUUUGCCUAGAACACCCUAAGUGAGACCAAAAUUCGAAAUUUACAUCCCUAAGCGAGGCGACGAGCAUCCCCACUUUCAUAUGCGGCGUCUCCCUCGGGGGGAUUUCAUUUAUACAUCCCGACUUUUACCCGGGAUUAAAGAACCAAAUCGAAGGCAUAAGAAACAUAAUCUAAUCAGCGUUAUACGUAUGGACCUAUUCGUCUGGAAAAGGGCAAAUAUUAUUACAUGGAAACUAGAAUGAAAGAUGAUCACUUCAAAGCGUCAGAUUGGGUGACGGGAUUAAAUAAAGGACCAUAUCGGGGACAACCAGUAAUAUGAUCAACCUUAUAUGUAUGAAUCUAUACAGGUAUAGCAACCAAAUAUCACUUCCUAUUCCUCUGGAAAAGGGAAAAUAUUAUUACGUGGAAACUAUAAUGAAAGACGAUCAUCAAGAUGACCACUUAGAAGUCGGAAUGGAGGCACCUGACGGGACAAAUUACACAGUGAUACCCUCGACAUUCUUGAGGACCAGUUUGCCUGUUCCACCCCGUAAGUCAGUGACAAUGAACUUUUUCGAUACUGUCAACCUGGCCCGGCUUGUUCAAACGUUGGAUUGCGCUAUCCACCGGAUAAUUCACUAUCCAGCAGGCCCCGGUUGUUCAAACGUUGGAUAGCGCUAUCCACCGAAUAAAUCACUAUCCAGCAGAUAAGUGUUAGGGAAACCAAUUGCGUUAUCCACUGGAUAGAUUUUUAACCGGUGGAUAGCACUAUCCAACGAUCGAACAACCGGAGCCAGAUAAGUAUAAGGGAAACUAAUUGCGCCAUUCAGUGGAUAGAGAUUUAUCCAGUGGAUAGUGUUAUCCACUUUUUGAACAACUGGGGCCUUAAAGAUAAAUGAUGAUGAUGAUGAUGAUAAAUACUUGAUUGGUGGGAGGCAAACCAUUAUGAUGCCAGUUGGCUAUUAUAUGAGCUUGGUCGCCGACAAUUGGACCUCGGGAUUACCGAGAACAAAUCAAACUGGUGGUCAGGGCGGGACUUGAAAUCUGUAAAUAACAAUUCCAGCGCUUCAGUGACCUCCCAGCGUGGACUGAUUGAGAGGUCAGAGUGCAGACAAUGGUUGGGAGGAAGAUUUCUCUCGAUUCAGCAGAAUGAGUUGUCGACGUCCGAAGGAAUAAUGCACAUUGUUAUCAUAAUAAUAAUGCAUGUUAGAAUCCUUCGAAUCGACAACUUCAUUCAGAGCCUAUCGUGACAAUACGCUAGAAAUUUCGUUCUCCCCAUGUGAAGAAAUCUGAAUUCCGGAGUCCCGGAAAUUGUUGCCUGUAGAAUCCGGAAUCCAGAAAUGUUUUCUUGUAAAUCUGGAAUCCUGGCUUGAAAUACAGCUCUGAAAUACAGCUCAACGAAUCCGGAAUCCCUCUAACGAUUGGAAUCGGGAAUCCAAGUUCCACUGACAAGAAUCCGGAAUCCAGUCCCUGGAGUCCAGAAUCCGUAGCUUGGAAUCGACAAUCCAAGACGUUCUUGGAUUCUCUUAUCUGACAAUCGGACUUAAUCCUCUCGGUUGUGUAUUCCCGCUUACAGGACAAGAAAUAUGGAAGAGAAGUUUUUUUUUAUGAAAAAGGGAAACAGAUUCAAGUUGACUAUUGGUCAAAUCAGGAAAGGGGACAUUUAUGUCUAUUUUGACAACUCACGAUCUCUAGUGUUUUGAUUCCUAGUUGACAACGAUUUGAUUCAUCCGUACGACGAAUGAGAUGCAUUUUUCCACUGUCGAAUUUAAAACGUUUAAUUCAUUUGUAUGAUUCCGUGGAGUUAACAACUUCUCAACGGCCCAGUUUAUCAAUUGAGCAAUCCUUUGGGGGCGCUAUUUAUCCAUUCAUGGUGGCCAAGAAACGUAUUUUUCGGGCUUAUACGUCACAAGUGUGAGUGUGAUCUAUUUGGAAGCACUGUUAACAUCCAAAAGUCACGAUCGAACAAAACAAAACGAAACAAAACGAGCAAACAAACAAAAACACACACAAAGUAUCGAGCAUUUACCAAAAACUGUUGGACAGAGAAAUUAACGACUGAGCAAACAGGAACAACCUAACGUCAUUUUGAAAAUCAGCAUUCAGAGAAAUACCAUAAAGAGUCAAUCAAUUUUUUCCUUACCAGAGACACAAUUCCAUCUAUUUCCAAAUAGCUGGGCAGCCGAGGCAAACAACUUUUCACGCAGAGCAGCAAACCUUGAGCAGUACAUGCACAAAAUAAUGCUUCGUAUCUUUAACGGGUGCAUAGAAAACAGCUCAGGCUACUGAAGAAUUAGCCUUUGGCAGCUUUUCAUAGAUAUAUAGUUUUACCCAAGCCUAAAAGCGAAGCUUCGGUUUUUAAUUUUUUUAAAUUAACGAUUAUUGGAUGAUAAAGGGAUGUUCAGUUCUGCAGAUAUUCUCCAAAUAGCAAAUGUCGUCGGUCCAAUUGUAGUCUUGUUGUUCUUGCUAUGUUUUGAGGCAUGCAGUAGUUACCCUAUGUCUUCUUCGCGAAACGUGUGAAAUGUUGCUCCAUUUUCUACUGCUCUACCAAAACAACUCAACCUCGUCCCCAGAACUUGUCGGUUAACGGUCCAAUUUUCUGGCAUUUAUGCUGCACUAUACACCGAAUGCAAAUAUGGCAGACCUCUCGGCCAGCCCUGGUCUAGUUGCGCACAAGAGAGGCUAGUGAGGCCUCGAGAGUUUUGUUUUGACUGUGCGUCUUAGCGAUUGAGUCGAUCGAUAUGGUUUGCUUCGAGUUGUUGCUUCGCUGGGCACCACCAAGAGAUUUUACUCUGACAGGAACUACCUUUACUUUCCAGAAAAUCUUUUCACAAAGAAAGCUAAGGAUUCACGCGAUUCGGCCCGGCGAGGGGAAGCACUUCACAGCGAAAGUGCAAGUGCAAGUGCAAGUGGUCGCUUCACUUGCUUUAGAAGAGAUGACUCUCGAAAGUAUUUGAAUGAAAGAAUUUUAGCAAGAGAUGGUGCUGUUCCAUAAUGCUUGCAUAGUCUGUUAUUUAUCGAAAAAAAGGUAAACGUUCUCGAGAACGGAAGCAUCCGCUGACGACUUUAAGAUCUUUUAGAUUUCACGCUGGAAACAGCUGUAUUGAAAUAUAACAAGAAUCGCCGAAAGGCGAUUUUUAACUGGGCUGCAAAGGGGCUAUUUUUUUCUGAGGGGAGGGGGCGGCUAUACACACUCAGGCUACCAUAAAACCUUGUAGGCAACCAUUGCAUGCAACAGAAUCUCAUGUGAGACUGAAACAUAAACUCAUUCAGAACAUUGUACCCUUUUGAAAGACUUUCGUAACCAAAAAAAGAGAGUACCAUUUUUAAGUGGGGGCUGUAUAAUAUCUUUUAAAUUCCACCAUUAUGAAUAAAAAUAAACGAGUUAGCCAUUAAUUGUCAGCAGGAAACAAUUUGCAUUAUUUCCACGCACCCCUCCCCCAGUCCCUCUGUGCCCCAAAAUAUAACGUGACAGUAUAACGUGACUAAUUUGACGUAACCUGAAAUUCCAAAAAUUGUUGUCCUUCUACGAGCAUAAAAUGCGACAGACUGAGCUGAUUUACACUAGACACAAAUAUUGUAUUGUAUGAAAACCAGAAGUAUACUAAAACAGACAGUUAACUGUUCAUUGAUCCCGCCUGAUCCAGGGGGCCUCACUGACUGCACGGAGACUUUACUGCGCUUUUCACAACCAUGCGAACUCUAAAGAUCAAAAGCCACCUUCACAAUUGUGUUUAUCGCUUCCGUCAAUCAUAAUUACGAUCACAAGCAACGAACCUUGAAACAGAGAAACACACAAAACGGAUCGAAAUUCACAAAUCACAAACCGUGACCUUUUGAACCCGUGAAGUAAAGUUUCGUUUCCUAAGAGGUCCUUUAAGAUGAUUGACAGCAGCGAAAAACGCAAUCGUCGGUUGGGUUCUGAACUUCAGAAUUCGCAUGUUUGUGAAAAGUGCGAUCCUAAUUUGGGGUCCACAGUCUACAUGAAAACGCACUAUUUUUUCCACAAGAUGAAAAAUAUUCAGUUUUAAGAUUUUCCUCAUGGUAUUUUUCUCUAACUUAAAGGAAUAAAAUCCUUUGCAUUUUGAGACCUAAAAAAGUUUAAAGAUUUCUCACUCGCAUGUUGCGUUCACCAGCACGCACUUCAAACAACUUAAAUAGAUGAAACGAUCGAUAACAUAUUUUUUACCUUAUGCCGAUGCGAGUUAAAAAUUCGCUCCAGUUCUGUUUGUCUCACCCAAGACUAACUUUUCUUCAUGGAAGAUAACUAUGCCGCUUUAUAACUCGUCCGAAGUUUUUGUGCCGGCUAAACAAUAUGGAAACACUAUUCACAGUGACUCCUUGGAUAUUAAAAAGACUGAACGUGACGCACCAUUAUGCUUUUGUUUACUUCUGAUCACAUCUUCAAGCGAAGUCUCUCUUUUCAAGCGAUUCAUCUCAAUGCACAAUAAUUGACCCUUAUGUUAGUUAAAAUCCUAUGGUUCAUUUAUAUUAAUGCUGUUUUUGCCCCUCACAUUGAUUGUGUUCGUUCGCAUUCAAAACACAUUUACGAAAAUAAAGGUCGUAUAAGUCAUGUCUUAUGUUUCGAGAUAAAUGGAUUAUGCGCUUUUUUAAGUUUCCAUUUUGCGGUGACUUCAUUUUGCAUCUCCAUAAAAUGGUAAAAGAAAUAUCAAGAAACAUCACGAGAGCUGAAAAUUUUCAAAGGCAUGUUUCUGAAACUCGCUCAUGCUGACAUCAAUAUAGCGUGCUUGCUGAAUGGGCGAAAACACAGAAUUGUGAUCACAAGAUCUUGUACAAAUUUAAUGAUAAAAGCUUAGCAAUAUACAGAUACAAACAAAAGCAAACCCCCUGAAAGCUCGACGUGGGCUACACUUGUAUGCUCUGCUCAGUCACCAAACCUUGUCAGUAAUAGCUCAUAUUUUCCUCAAGUCGCUCUCUGUGAAGCUCCCGGAUGGGAUGUCCCAGUGAAGCUUUAAACUUGUGUGCGAAAUCCUCAGAGUUCCUAUUUUUGUCCGUGUCUUCUUUAUCCCCAGUAUCCGAAAUUUAGACCUCGAAAGUGGCGUGUGUUGCAUUAAAUAGAAGGAAAUAUUUAAAGGAAAAGCCAGUCUUCUAACAUGGCAAAGUUGUGACGUCCCUCGCUAUGUACGUGCGUCACAUCAGGAUUCAUCUUCCAUUCAUCGGCAACUGAGUUGUUCGCUUCACUGACUAUGACGGUUUACAAUCAAGUCUUCAGCCAUAGUGUCAACUGGUGAAAUACCUUUCUCAUAAAUUGUGCUUCUUAAUUGCUCAUGUACUACAUCGAUCGAUAGUUCACCAAGCGGCCACGGCGUUCCAAACCUGACGCUCACAGUCAUCUUUUCAGUCUUAAAACCUUAGAACCUACCGUGAACGGCGUGUCGGUUUGAAUGCAACGCGAGCAUUUCUCAGAGUUUCCCAGCGCCAACAUCAUCUAACUGACUUAAACUCGAACAAUAAAAAAAUUAUAGAGUGACUCCCACGAUUGAAUCGCUUCGAACAACGCAAAUGGCCUUCUUCAGGUUCGCAACGCCUUGUGGGUUUUUCAGGGGGAGCGCAGACGAGGUACAAAAAGUAUCCGUGCAAGGGUUCGUGCAAGAGAUAUAUGAAACCAUUUAUGAGAACAUCGUUUCUCAGUACCAGACCCUCGUGUCUUCCCUCCCCCGGGAGACCACUUUUCGACACCGACGACAGAAAGCCCAUUUUAUGACUGGGCCGCACAGGCAGCCCAGUAACAACAGUGACGAGUGUGAAUGAAACACAACAAUAACAAUUGCCUGUUAAUCCUACAAGCGUGGCCUAUGAAACCAUGUAAGAACUAGAAGUAAGCGACAUGUGUGAAGAAUAGUCCUUUGAUCAAAGUGCACUGAAAAAACUAACAAAGGAAGUGUCGCGAACUAAGAAAGUGAAAAGAAGGAAAAAGCUUCUGGCAGGGAAUGAGCGUGCAAGAAAUUAGAGCAUUGUAUAAAAUUUGCCCUUGCGCGUCUUAUAUUUUUAUUAAGCAACUGGUCGAAGGGUUUCGAGAAUAACAGCGGUUUUCCAAAAAUUGCUACUUUUAUGGCACUACUCAAACUCUUGAAAACAGGAUCGUGAAGGCUUUGAAAACAUUCGGCCUCGUUGUAAACAUUUCAUGCACGCUGAGAAGUGUCCCUGAGAGCUCUUAUGGAUUGUUACAGAACCAUCUCUCAGGUAUCCUCCCAUUCAAUAGUUUCGUGAGUCUUCUCUUCUGAAGUGAAGCAAGCACAUUUUCGUUCUUUUAACUCCGUGAUAGCAAAGUGCUUCCAUUCGCCUCGCCGAAUCGCUUGAAUCCUUUUCUUUCUUCGUACAGAACCUUCGCAAAGGGAAGAUAAUCAACUUUCGUUUCUUCUGGAGUUAAAUGUCCUCAUUGAUGGCUCUUACUCGCGUAACAACUCGAAGCAAACCACAUCGAUCGACUCAAUCGCUAAGACGCGCAGUCAAAACUAAACUCUCAGUAACUCUUGAGGCCUCAUUAUCCUUGCUUUCGCGCAACUAGACUCGGGCUGGCCAAAAGGUGCGCCAUAUUUGCAUUCGGUGUAUUGACGUCAUUUUCCACAUAUCGCAAACGUCUUCCAAAUUUGGUCAACGAUGGCUGUUUAUGAAGAAUCAACCGUGGGAUUUGAGGCAAUUAGAAAGUGAGAAAUAUCUGGAAUGAAUAAAUAAGAAAUUCGAUCGUAGAACGUCAUGAGAUUAGUAGAGAGAGAAAAGCCAAGAAAGAAAAAAAAACAUAGUCGAAGAUAAUAAAUAAAUAACGAAAUGAUAGGUUUAUCCAAGAUUCAAAUUUGAAACCCUUACUGGCUAGGUAAGGUACGCACUUACCAUAACGCUACGUAAUGAACCAGAACCUCAAGUAAAAACAACAUUGCUCUCAACGAAGAGAUAGAUUUACGUACGUGCUUACCAAGACGCUACUAAAUGAACCAGAUAUGAGCCUCAAGUGAAAAAAAAAUUGCCGGAGGAAAACAAAGUGUAAAGCCGGUCAAGCCGUAUUAAACGUCAAGCAUGAAUUCAAAGUUGUAUUUCAGGAAAAAAGCAGGGGUUUGACUGUAGAGAGCCGAAUUUGGACCCCUUUGUUGCAUUCGAAGAACAAAUGCCCUGUAGAGCCGAUAUACCGACGAUAAAACUCGACUGCUAAGUAAGACGCAAAACAAAUGUUCUCUUAUCUCGGUCUUAUUUUGAAUUUAACGGCCUAGAUCGCUUCCAUUUCUGUUUAAAGUACUUCCAUAGUCGAAAUUUAUCGCCAAAAGCAUUUCGUGGCGGCUAAAAUGGCGUUUUUUGCGGGGUUUUGUUUACUCGCGGUCUUUGCUAGGUAACUGUGGACACCCGUGAGCUCGAUAUAUUGCCGCUUCGUGUUUCAGGCUACCUCGCUAGAGAUCCAGGCGUAUUCAAGCAUGAUCCGAAUCCCGCCAAAAUUGUAAACCUCGCAUGGCGAGGAACUUAAAAGUAAACACUGACUUUGUUUAUUUCGAUGUAAAAUUAGUUACUUUUUUGUGCUUAUGAACAGAUAAUAACUUCUCCUACCAAGCCAUUUUGCUUAAGGUAGCCGCGGAAGCUGGUGCGAAGGCUGGACUAUCUUUUGGCGAAAGAUGGGCCAAGAAAACAGGCGCAAAAGCAGGAGCUAAAGCUGGUGCAAUGGCAGGAGUACAAGCUGGAGCAUGGGCUGGAGGAACUGCAGGAGAAAACGCAGCCAUCAGAAUGAUUACAAAAACACUGGAGGAUGGGUUAAACAAUCUUCAUGGUAACGACGUGCAUAAAUAUAAGAUUAACGUAGUGGAUGGUAACGUGGUCUCAGUCACUGGACCUGGAAUGACAGGAGCCAGUGCAGCUGCAGGAACAGCAGCGAAUGCUUGGGCUGGAGGGACUGUCGGGGUAGGUGGGUCUGGUGGAGCCGGCGGAAGUGCAGGCUCGGUUGGAACUCCUGGAACAGGUGGGAUGGCUGGAGCUACUGGUAGUGGUGGAGCUACGGUAGCUGCUGGAAGUGCAGGUGCAGCGGCAGGUGCAUCUGGGGGAGCCGGGGGAGCCGGAGGAUCAGGGGGUGCUGUAGGUGCUGGGGCUACUGGGAACACCGGUACAGGAAGUAGUUCGUCUGGUGGUGCUGCAGCAGGAGGUGCAGCGGCUGCUGGUGGAGGAGGCUCUCGGGUUUCCGGUGCUGCAAGUGUAGGCGUUGGAACUGGAAGUGCUGGAACAGGCGGAGCCAGCUCUGGCACAAUGAAACCUGCCAAAUGGACGUAUAUACCAAAACCAGGAGAAGAUCCACAAUUAAUGGCACUUAAUUUGGUCUGGAAGGCCGGGGGAGCGAGGAAAAGUAAGUCAGAUAAUGUUAUCGAUACUAGAAAAUUAAAUUUUGCUUUGGGAAACCCGCUAAUGUAUGGAUAGACGGUGUAGCUGUUUUUAGAAGACUAUUUUUACGUUUAAAAUCAUUCUCUCAAAUUACUAAGAAUCCCAUGAUGCAUCGCUUCAUACUAUAUUAUCAAACUUCCGAACGCACGUGAUCGUAUCAGUUCAACAGGGACGUGACAGUUGAACAACGGUGGAAAGCGACUUGUUUUGCCGAUAAAACUUUCUGUACCUUUGCUGUGUCGAUCUAUUUACGAUUUUAGUUUUACCAUUCCAAAUGUAUUUCUUGUUUAGUCAAAGAGAGUGUUUUGGUCGCCGACUAUGAGUUAACUAGCCUUACGAUAGCCAGGCAGUCCACGUAAAUGUUCUUAGAAGCUAGCGAGGAAGGUCUUUGCCUCAGUACGUCCUGUUUUAACGUGCGUUGAUAAAGCUCUCCAUGGAUUAACAAGCGAUUUCGACGUACUUGUCUUGACAUAAAUACAUAUAUUCUAGGUGUGAGAUUUCUCUUCGUUGCUUGUUUGUGAUCGCGGUGCUCAUAUUGUCAGUUCGAUUAUUCAUCGAUGCAGUACAUCAACCGUACGGUGACCGCACAUGCUUUUACUUCAACAAGCUCGGCUUAAUGCAGUCGAAAAUACCGAGACCAUUAAAGUACAAAGCGACGUCUAUCGGAGAUAAAAUUCAAAGGAGGCAAACAGCUCCAACAAACAAUAAAAAUAACAAAGACAUCUCUAUAUUUUUCGUAACGCAACACCAGCUAAGCAUCAUUGUCAAACAUAAACAUAUACAAAAUACAUAUACAAAAAAACCCACUUCUUCGGUACAAUGGAUCCUAAAAGAAUUAUCAAAAUGUCUUAAAGGUUUUUCACGCCAGUUGAGGUCUUACUGCAUGCUAUUCCAUGACAAGCUAUGCCAUUUGCUGGCCUGUAUAUUUCAAGUUCGCCACGCGCGGUUGCGACCGAAAGCCACCGUGAGAAACCAAUUUUACCUAAAACAAUGAGACAAAAAAGCUUUAAUACUAUAAACCAUUGAAUUCAAACAUUCAUCAUACCCUCAGGAGAUAAUAGUUGUGUUUUGAUCAGCGAAAAAAGAGCGAAUUCAAGAAAAAAUGUCCCAUCUUCGCAGGACUUAGCAUAAAGAAAUUGAAACCUUCGUCUUGCAUCUUAGCGGAGAAAGGGCAGAAAAUGCGAUAUUUCAAAACGAUCAAACCCAUAAAAAUCGCGAGGUUGAAAGAGGUCGGAGCGUGGACCUAGUAUCAAGCACUCCUUGCCCGCCGAUUUAAACAAUUUAUUAGGGCAAAACCUUGCUAGGAUACAGACAGUUUUCGAUAAUUGAAAGUCAUCUAAAUAAAUACUGUAUUCACUUGCGAGUUAAAACAGCAUGGCUUAACAGGGUCGUAAAGGAGAGUAAUAAUGCGUGAAAUGACCAUGGAAACAUUUUACAUUAUUAAUAAGAUACCAAAGAUUAACAGGGCUCAUUGAAACUUACCUUGGAUGAGCUGCAUCUUGAAAUUUAGGUCGUUUAAAAUCUCCCUCUAAACCUUCGAACGCUCAUUUCCACCGCGGAGAGAAGACAGAAAUUAGCCGCGAAGCAUCAUGGGAUAUAUGAAAUUCCCCCCUUUAUCUCAUGUCUGAGUCCAAAUGUAAGUUUUGAAGAUAGAUAACGAGGCAAUAGUUAGUGAACAGUUAUCUGAAUAGUUUGUAUUUGCCUUUGAAGUAUCAUCUUUUAUCAAUAAAUUGAAACCAUAGAAGAGAUGAAGUUAUCUUUCUACCCUUGCAUUCAUGCAUGCAUGCAUCCAUCCAUCCAUCCAUUCUGAUUCAUUCAUUCAUUCAGUCAGUCAUUCAUGCAUGCAUGUAUUCAUUCAUUCAUUUACUUGGUUUUCAAAGUUUUUGAUACUUUUGGGGGCUUCGAUCUUUAACUCUUCACCUUUGAGCGCCACAAGGCUCAAAAACUGCGGGUGAAAGUAAAAAAUAUAAACCUCAAACAAAUAUUCCUUCUUGCGCUCAACUAUGGAAUAAACUUCCAGAAGAUGUCAAGCUGGCCGAUAAUGUCUAAGCUAAGAUCAAUUCAGCUGUAAUUUUUAUACUUUCAAUUUUUUUUGUAAUUUCUAUAAUUUUUUAUAUUCAUGUGUACAUAGAUUAUAGAUUAUACGUUUAAUUUUUUUAUACUAGGUAUUAUUAUAUAAUUUUAGAUUUAAUGCACGUUCGUAUUUUGAACGAGCAUUUGUACUCUUAGACGAUAACGAGGUUAAAUAAAUUAGUGUUGUUGUUGUUGUUGAUAUAAGUAUAACUAGCAUUAUCUGAAUAAGUAGAAGUCAUAUGACUUAGAGUUUUCUAUUAAUAUUCUGUUCUAUUCUAUUUGCAAGUUGCAAUAAAUUGAUUAAUCUAUUAUAAUUGUUACCAUUUAGAGUUGUUAAAGGAAUGAAAUAUAAAAAAGGAUUAUCCUAUAUAAAGAUUCGUUUAUUGUUGUUCUUGUACUUCUCUAUUAUUUUCAUUAUACUUAAAUAUGUCUUUCUAAAUUAUUUGUUCAUUAUUUCUUUGUCUUAGUCGUAGCAAAUGGAAUGUAUACUUUUCAUUCAAUGGAAGCACCGUACAGCCAGGAAAAUGCCUUUCUCAACGAUUGCUGGAGAUCAAAAUAUGGUUUAUUCUACGUAGAUAAAUUUUGUCAGGUAUUUAUUACCCGUAUUCCUGCCUUGUCAAAAGAAGCCAGCACAUCGAGAGACACAGUUUCCUUUGAAUCUGCAUGUCGGCCAGGAUAUUUCUUGCGCCAAAAGAACUAUAACUUCAUUCUCCAAAAGAGAGACGGAACGGAACUUUUCGGUAGGUAUACAUCAGAAUCUUUUGCUUUUAGACCCAGGCCGCGGGGUGUGGUGCUCCCCUAUAUAAGCUAUGAUAUGUAGUCAUGUGCCGGCCCAAAUGGUACAGUUUUUGUCACAAAAAUGGGUAUAGCUUUAGUCCAUAAUUUAUGAUCUAGCAAAAUACGGAUACGAUUUUAAAUGGAACCACGAGGACGUAUAAAUUUAUUAGUUAUUCAGCUAUAAACGUGUUUGUGUUGUUGUUGUUUUUUUUUUUCAGAUGAAUAAGACCGUCUAGUGUCAAAUACUUCUUAGUAAUAAAUAAUGCUUUUGUUGACUUCACUUGAACAAGGUAACCGGGGAAGGUACACCCAUACAUGGGCUAUAUGGAUUUUGAGGGCUUUCUAUCCUCCCUUGGUUCUCGGUGUGAUCCUUAGAAAGGGUUCCUUACUAUAUAUAUCAGCUAAAAAUUCAAAUGCGUAUCACGUAUAUGCCCAUCUGCGCGAGAAACAAAUCACCUGUUAAAACUGAACUUUUCUUCGAGAAACAGUAAAGCAAUUAAAGAAAGAUUCGUGUGUUUCCAUUAAAUUCUUAGUUUUUGUUUUUCCCUUGAUUGUCUCAUUUUUCAGGUUUGGGCCUUAAAUAAGGUAUCAGUUUUGGUCUGUCUGAUCCAUAAAUACGGUCAGGGUCUAAGACGGCACACACCUAUCCAAAAUUUAUGGGAUAACCACCCCCACCAGGAAAAAGGUAAUAGAUUGGCGACCAGAGAACAACUUUCAGAGGCCACUUCGGAAAAAAGGAUGGAAAAAUGUUUUGGACUGAGAUAAGGCUAGGAUUUGGAAAACCGCGCGAAAGUUUCAAAUAGUGAAAGUUUUUCCUCUACACUUAAAGACUCAGUUUCGCGAGCCGCCACUUUUCGUCAUGUUUAGUAGCCUAGCCCUUUUAUCCGUGACGGCAUUCCGUCGAAGGUAAGCUGAUUGGUGGGAAGUUCAAGUGGAAUGCCAACUUUCAAGAAACAAAAGAGGCAAGGCCGAUUUUACUGUCGGGAAUUUAUAUUUCUUUUACCAAUAUUUAUGAAGGCACGGGCUUCUUCUUCAGGCUACUUGCAUGCAAUGAUAAGAUAAAGCUAAGACGUUAAAAUUUGAAAUAAAGAAUAGCUAGCCUGUACAAAGACGUUGUUUUAUUUUUCUUUUCGUUUUUUUGGAAAAAAAUCGGCCAGCAAGCGAUAGUGUGCGAUAUGAUACUAUGAUAACAGGUGAAAAUUUAAAUUAGAAGAAAAGUGAACCUUAAAAGUACAUCUGUAUGAAAACAAAAACCGUUGAAUAAGUGAUAUGAAGGAAAUUUGAAAUGUAAAAAUAGUAUAAAUAAAUGUUUACAAACGGAAGAAAUAAAACAUUUAAAAAAGGUUGCAAUAUUCUUUAAAUUAUUCUGGUACGAGGAUUUUGUCCACUGAAUAUUAAAAUUACUCAAUUUCCUGGUGGAUUCCGUGUUAAUAUUUUAAUUGUCAUCUGUUAUUAAAUCCCCAGAUAAAGACAGUUCAUUUUUUGUCUACGACGUCGUAACGUACACUCGCUAUUUUCUCUUCAAUUCGAUGCACAAAGACUGGUAUGUCUGCGACGAAAGUAGGGGUGAAGAUCGUCGAGUUCCCAAAAUAAGUAAACUUGCUCUAGACUUUUACAGUGGUAACCCAGACGUUCUUCCACGUUGCGCCUUUAUACUCAACCCAAUAGAAAAAAAUGGCGACAAGUUUAGGAACUGUAAAAACUUUAUUGGGCCAGUGGAAACUCCAGAAAUAAGCGGACAACCUCUUCCUCAUCCACCUCAUUUGGUUUCGAAUAAACCACCGUCUCCUUUUGGUCUACCAACCUGUAUACCAGUUUGCCCAGCGGGACCAACACAGCCUGGAGCUCAGGCAGGACAAGGGAGUAUGGGCCAAGCGGGUCCCGGCACCUCCCCUGCUGAAGCGAGUUCAUCACAUGGAGUUCAACCUUCUAACAAACGUAAGAGAUAGGCGAUGAAUAUACGUAACUUCCUCAAAUACAAGUUUUCCCUUGAUAAAUCCCCCCCUUCCCUUUGAUACAAAAAAAGAAGUAAUUGCUGCCAGCUACUCAUACGCUUGAGUAAUCAAGAGAGAUGAUAAACAAAUAUGGUGUCAAAUGAACGCCUAUUUAAAUUUUUCGAGUCGAGAGGAUGGCUCAAAUAGGUAGGGGGACUCUUCGGUCAUAUUACGGUAUUUAUGGCUAUAACUUUCCGAAAGAAACAUCAAAUAAUCGCACAAAACCCACCUUUCCAAUAAGCAGCCAUUUAUCGAGCAAAGGAUAUUGUCCCCGCUUUCAACUUUUAUUAAAACUACAGAAAAAAAAAAGAAAUUAAUUAAAAGUGGGUACGGAUGGGGAUAAUUGGAGAAGGUUUAAACAGAUUGCAUUCAGAUCAACUUGAUAAACAGUCUGACACUGUUCACAGUGAACGCACCCCCUCAAGAGGGUCAUAUUGGUGUUAACCGUCAGACGAUCGAGGACGUAAUCGUCAACCAUCAAAAAGCUAAAUUUUUUUAACGCUAGCCACCAAGGGUCUAUUUACAAACGAGUGAGAAAGAAAAUUAUUUUUUCACUGAAUCAUCAUCAUCGGUCGACCCGGAAGAACAGUCGACUGAAAAUCGUCUGACUCCAACUGUGGCAUGUGUAUAAUUUUCUUGUAUGGUAAUGACGUCAUGUUGGAAUAAUAAAAGAAGGUAACUGUUAACAAUUUUUAGCCUUUAACCGUCAGAGCAACCCCCCAUUAUGACCCUUACUGUAAUGUACGUAACUCCGUUGAAACAAUUGCCUCUGAAAUGUUUAAAGAUGGACUUUCCUGUAUCCGACAGUAUCCGAGGCAGACCAUGGUUCACCAUAAACUUGUUGCUUUUUAUCACAGCAUACUGUGUUGCGGUAAUCUUCGACAACAAGGUUGGCUCUCCUUUUACGUUGUACUCUUCUCUAAAACACGAGGGAUAUCUCGUCACUGGAUCUGGCUUUAAACUGAAACUUUUGAUAGAUCGACCAGAACUGCACAGCCACGUGACCUUCUACGCUAAAGACCCAGGUGGAAAUCGAGGAGACUUGUUAAAUGGGGAACCAAGUAUUUCAAGGCCUGUGGUUUCUAACUGA
Porites lobata is the source of this 19335-nucleotide messenger RNA. Lineage: Eukaryota; Metazoa; Cnidaria; Anthozoa; Scleractinia; Poritidae. The record is from the annotation of a GenBank genome assembly.